Andrographis paniculata is the source of this 2683-nucleotide messenger RNA. Its product is annotated as WD repeat-containing protein YMR102C-like. The transcript has 7 exons. Bases 726 to 2615 code for a protein of 629 amino acids. NCBI's taxonomy places the organism in Eukaryota, Viridiplantae, Streptophyta, Magnoliopsida, Lamiales, Acanthaceae. Gene Ontology annotation, molecular function: protein binding. The record is from RefSeq and is a predicted model, not a curated record.
UAUUUUUUUAACAGCUUGCUGGUGGUGCUAGCAUCGGGCUCUGUGUGGGAAUUGACUUGGGAUUGUGUUGUUGAGAGAAGUGGUGUCUUUUUGAGGAUACGAUACAGAGAGAGAAAGUCUUCCCCCACUCUCUCUCUCUCUAAAACCCAAAGCCUAUACAUACAUACGGACAUAUAUAUAUAUAUAGCUAUAGCGUAGGCAUCUGUAGUGGCAGCAGCAGCAGCAUUUGUGCGGUGCGCCGUUCGUGUGCUGCCAAAAUUCCCAAAAGGGCAUCCAUCACCUUCACCCAUCUUCUCACAAGUCACAGAUCUCAAGGCCCUCCGCCAUUUAUUAAACACCCCUUUGCUUCUCCAUUGCCAACACUGCCCUUCCAAUUUAUAAUAAUACACUUCACCCAGCCCAACAUUUUGCUUCUUCGUCUUCGUCUUCGUCUUCUUCCCCUUUCCUUACGCUUUAAACCAUUCCCCCAAGUCAAAGUGCAGAGAAUUUGGGUGGCUUCUCAUUGGAAUUGGACGGUGCUAUUGUUGGGAUUGGAUUGGAUUUCCUGUUUGCUUUUUUCCAACUGAUUCAAGAAAAGGAUCGGCGUUGAAGUUCCUUGCUGUUGGUUUGUUGGUCGGUUUCUGCAGCGAAACUCGGCCCGUGGUUUUGGGGGUUUGAGUCGUCGUCGUUGACAGUCUAUAAAAUGGGAUUGGGAUUGUGAUGGAGACUCAUUUUCGAAGUGUUUAAUGUGGCAAGAAAUAAUAACAAUGUCGAGCUCUGUGCAAGAAGAUGUCUUCUUCGAUUCUGCAGACUGCUUGUCUGAAGAGGAUUCGAUUUGUGUUGAUUCAUCUUACCAUGUUUGGCUGAAGGAGCCACAGAGUGUUCAUGAGAGAAGGGACAGUUUCUUAUCCGCAAUGGGGUUUAUCGAUCGCCUCAUUCCUGCCGAGGAAUCCAUAAUCGAAGAAAGCAACAAUUUGCUGUCCGAACGGCGCAAUUCCAACAGCCAAGCGAAUUGUUCAGCUGACUGUAAUUGGGACAGGGAUUGGUCGGAAAACAGAGGUGUUGAUCAUGUUCAGGCUGGAUCGAAUUCGAACAUCGUCGCCGAUCAGCUGCAAGAGAUGAAGCAGACAGAUACUACGACCUCCAAGAAAGCCGUUAAUUGGUGGAGACAAUUUAAGCCGUCGAUGAAGAAAAACAGCCGCCGCCGGAAGGAGUCGAAAACAACAGGAUUCUCGAUACCCGUAAAGGUCGAUCAGAGCCACAAAAGAUUUGUCGAAUGUAGCGCUGUCUACACCGGACAGGAAUUCAAAGCUCAUGACGGCCUAAUUUGGACAAUGAAGUUCAGCCCCGACGGGCAAUAUCUCGCCACCGGGGGCGAGGACGGCAUCAUUUGCAUAUGGCGCGUAAAAACGGUGGAGGCUUCUUACAAUUCGGAUAAAUGCAUGUUUCGAAGCUUUAUCGAGUCCGAGAAUAAAAAACCCGGUCGUCGUCCAUCCAUUGUUAUCCCCGAAAGAAGUUUCUACAUCGAAGAGGAGCCUCUGCAUAAGCUACACGGCCAUGGCGCCGACGUCUUGGACCUGGCGUGGUCGAUGUCGAAUUGUCUGCUGUCGUCUUCGAUGGAUAAAACGGUUCGGUUCUGGCGAGUUGGCUCCGACGAAUGCCUCGGAGUUUUUCGCCAUAGUAAUUACGUAACAUGUGUUCAAUUCAAUCCUGUUGAUGAGAACUGCUUCAUCAGCGGCUGUAUCGACGGGAAAGUUCGAAUAUGGGGAAUUUGCAGUAAGCGAGUCGAAGAUUGGGUGAACAUGAAGGAGAUCGUCACUGCGAUAUGCUACCGGCCAAACGGAAAGGGUUUCAUCGCUGGCUCUGUUACGGGCGCCUGCUACUUCUACGGAUCAUCGGGCGAUAACGAGAUCCUUCUAAACGCCAAGACAAAUAUCCACGGAAGAAAAAAAUCAACGGGCUGCCGAGUGACCAGCAUUCAGUUUCUAAACAAUGACUCCCGGAGAGUAAUGGUGACUUCGGAGGACUCGAAGAUUCGCAUUCUCAAUGGCUUCGAGGUUGUCCAUAAGUAUAAAGGCUUGGCGAAGUCGGGCCGGCAAAGAUCAGCUUCGUUUACGUCGAGCGGCAGGCACAUCGUAUCGGUCGGGAACGACUCCCGUGUUUACAUUUGGAACCACGACGAGUUGUGCAUUAAGUCAUUGAAACAAGUGAAAUCGUCGCGUUCCUGCGAGCAUUUCUUUGCGGAGGGUGUAACCGUCGCAUUGCCGUGGUCGGGUUCAGAUGUCGGCGAGAACAACUCGAUGCAGAACGGUCGAGAACCGUCGUCGCCGUUACAUCUGCGGGAGUCAGAGCGUUUCUCCCUCGUGAGCUGGUUUUCCAUGGACAGCUCGACUCGGGCGACCACAACAUGGCCCGAAGAGAAACUUCCGCACUGCGAAUACGACUAUGACUGCCACCUGUCGACUGCCUGCGGCGAUCAUCUUCAUCUUCAUCGUCGUCACCAACAAGAAAGGAAGAUAGAUCGCAAUGCCUCCGGCAUUAUCGCAUCCAAGACAUGGGGCCUCGUUUUCGUGACGGGUGAUCGCGAUGGGACGAUCAAGACAUUCCAUAACUACGGCUUACCUGGGAGAGUUUAGGAGCUAUGUUCAUGUGGUUGUUCAAAUUGAAACAAGCAAACAAGCUACCAGAUUCUAGAUGAAAUGAU